UGUUCCGGUAAAAAGUGACAGCUAUGUUUAAAUAUGGCGAUAGUGUAAAAAUUAAAAAUGUAAAUAAAAGUUUCAUAGUCCAUCGAGGCUUUUAAUUUGUAAUAUUUUUAUUAACUUCGACUUAGUUUAUCAAAUUUAUAAAUUGUAAUGUAAAUAUAUAUAUUAUCUCCUUAGUUCCUUGUCCACAUAAAACUUGGAUUAUAACCAAACAACAAACCGCAUUUAGGUACAUCAACAAUGCAAACUUCGCUUGAUUUAAUUUGUACUGAAUGUAACGACACGUUUGAUUCUGCCUCAUCACUACUUCAGCAUUUUGCAAAUCAUGCCAUUAAACAUUUGCAAAUUGAGAUAACCUCAAUACAGACUUCUGUAGACAGCAAGAAAAACAAAAUACCGAAUUUAUAUCCAAUAAAUAUGAUUUAUGAUACAGGUGUAAAUGAAACAGACAGGGGAAGCGAUUCAGGGAUUGAGGAUGUUAAUCCUUUAAAAUUUUGUUUAGUUACAAUGGAUGAGAAAGAAAAAAUUAAGUCUAACGUUAAUCAAAGACAACAUGAAACUGACAAUAUCAAAAAGUACCAGUGUACGUACUGUUUGAAAAGAUUCGGAUGGUCUACAGAUCUGAAAAGACAUAUUUUAAUUCACACAGGUGAGCGUCCUUUUCAAUGUCCUGACUGUAAUGCAUCUUUCACGAGAAAUUUCUUGCUGCAGAAACACCAAAAGAAAAUCCACCCUUCUCGCAGAGUUAACGAAAAGUUACCAGAACUUAGGCCUAUUAGCGAAGUACUUAACCGAAAAAGAAGAAAGCAACAGAAAUUUCUCAUUAAACAUAAUAUGACCUCUAUAGAUGAUUGUCUGGGUAAUUUCUUUGACCGUAAAACAAAUAGUCUACUUUGUUCUAGUUAAAUUAAUUGUGCAAUUCAUUUAAUACUUUAUUACCAAAGAUGUCAGUUGGCAAUUUAAAUUUUUUCAUAUAAUGUGAUUAUAAUAAGGUCCUAAUAUCAUACCAUUUCAUUGUUCAAAAAAAUGCGACUGCUAAUGGUAAAUUAUUCAUACGAUUUAUUCUGAUAUUAACUUAAGAUUGGAUACAUAUUUUGUGUUUAAAACAGAACUUAUGAUACUAUUCUGUAGUGACGGUAAGCAAUAAGCAUAGGCGUAGCUAGGGGGAGGGGUAGGGGUGUGCAUGGCCCAGCCCUGAAAGAAAGAAGAUCCAAUAUCAUCAAAUUAAAACGUGUUUAGGUGUUUGAAAUUUUAUAUCCGUAAAUCAGUAAGUUGCUGAUUGCUUUUUUUUUAGGCCUCCAUACAGCUUGCAGCCAUGGGCCCACCCUAAGCAAAAAAAAAUCCCUGCUACGCCCAUGACUGUAAGCAAUGUUACCUACAAUUUUUUUUUAAAUUAAUGUCAUCAAUAGAAUUCCAAAAUACUUAAAAAAGGAAUUACUUAUGUGAAACUUUACCUGGCGGUCAUAAACAUGGAUCGGGAUAUGUUUUGUUCCCGAAAUACAGGGUGUUCAAAUUGAAAUUUCCAAAAACUUAACUUUUGCAAUUGAACCUCAGUUAAUUUUUAAACAAUGUUUUUCAAAAUUUACUACACUUGUUACCAAUAACAAAAAACCAUCUACAAAAAAAAUCUAAACUCCAAAGGCCUAAAAACUUUGAGUGACUUUUACUUGCAAUCAACUUUUUUUAUUUGCAUUUUUCAACAAAUUAAAACAGCUUCAACUAAAUUACUUUACAUCAUUUGUCACUUGUCCGUUGAAUAUGGAUCAGUGCAACAGAGAUGAAAAAUAAAAACUGGUUACUACCAACACCAAAUUAUUUCAAUAAUCGGAAACCAAGUGAUCCCAACACUACUAAUAUUGAAUUUUCAAAAAACUAUAAGAAUAAUUUCUAUAAGAAUCACCGUUUUCAUUUUUUGCUUAUAGUUUGUAUAAUUGUAGGUAUGUACUUUAUAAAAUAAAAAUAAAUAUGUAGAACACAUA
Molecule: messenger RNA, 1976 nt
Organism: Anoplophora glabripennis (Asian longhorned beetle)
Lineage: Eukaryota; Metazoa; Arthropoda; Insecta; Coleoptera; Cerambycidae
Product: zinc finger protein Xfin
Exons: 3
Coding region: 238-903 (221 amino acids)
Biological process (GO): regulation of transcription by RNA polymerase II
Cellular component (GO): chromosome
Molecular function (GO): DNA-binding transcription factor activity, RNA polymerase II-specific; RNA polymerase II cis-regulatory region sequence-specific DNA binding; chromatin insulator sequence binding
Source: RefSeq, a predicted model, not a curated record